Molecule: messenger RNA, 7590 nt
Organism: Girardinichthys multiradiatus
Lineage: Eukaryota; Metazoa; Chordata; Actinopteri; Cyprinodontiformes; Goodeidae
Gene: zc3h12b
Product: zinc finger CCCH-type containing 12B
Exons: 7
Coding region: 401-2809 (802 amino acids)
Cellular component (GO): cytoplasmic ribonucleoprotein granule; nucleus
Molecular function (GO): mRNA binding; metal ion binding; RNA endonuclease activity
Source: RefSeq, a predicted model, not a curated record
ACUGCAGUCCACGGACUAAAAUGACCGAACGUGUAAAUUCAGGCGGCGGAGAAAGAAAGCAAAAGUUAGCGAAGCUAUUUUCAUCCCGGUGCCAUUUACUUAUUUCCCUCGCGUUAUCUGGCAACCCGGAGCUAACUGCGACAGCGCCAAUGGCAGCAAAACAGAACUGUUAGAAACGAGGAGGAUGACAGCAACAAGGUGAGAGGAGAUGAUGAAGAGGAUGAGCGCCGUCUGAAGCCAACCAUGGCAGCGAGGAUUACAUAGCUCACUUUGUCUGCUGAAACAGGGGAGACCAUCCAUUUUGACCUACUUUAAAAGUCUCGACACAGACUAUGAUUCCUUGGCAGCGGUGGAGGAGAGGAAGCAUGGGGCGGAUAGGCGAGGCGUCAAGACGGCCGUGAUGACAGCAUGGUCCAUGGUGGAGAAGCUCAAAAUGGAAAAACGCCCAUGCAGGGAGCAGAACAUUGACUCGAGGGAGGCCCAGUAUGCCACAGACGACUCCGAGGCUGGAAGCAGCUCCGAAAGCGAAUCGGAGGAGCAGCAGUGGCGGCAGCAGCAGCCCUAUAGGGCUCAGCUGGGCAACAACGGCUGUAGGAGGAGAGAUCCCCUGGCUGUCACCAAACCUCACCGUCAGCUCUGUCGCUCUCCGUGCCUCGACCGGCCCAGCUUUUCCCAAAGCAGCACCCUGCAAGACUUUCGCGAAGAUGAUGUCGGUGCCAUGCCGGGGAUUAAACCCACCAGUGGAAAGGAGUACCAAACCAAGAUGGAGUUUGCUUUAAAGCUGGGCUACUCUGGAGAUCAGGUGGAGACGGUGCUCAACAAGUUGGGGGCCGCAGCGCUCAUCAACGACAUUCUUGCUGAGUUAGUUCGGCUUGGGAAUAAAGCAGAGCACGAAGCUCAACCCUGCAGCAGCACGGCCACAUCCAUAUCACGGCCCCCCUGUGUUAACGAGACCGCUAGUCCUGAAGUUUCAGUCGAAGAAGAAUCUGUGGAUAUGUAUGAUAACCUUAGGCCCAUCGUCAUUGAUGGUUCAAACGUGGCAAUGAGCCACGGGAACAAAGAGGUUUUCUCUUGUCGUGGUAUGCAGCUUGCCGUCGAGUGGUUUAGGGAGAAAAAACACAAAGACAUCACUGUGUUUGUCCCCGCCUGGAGAAAGGAGCAGUCGAGGCCUGACGCCCUAAUCACAGAUCAAGAAAUCUUGCGCAAACUGGAGAAAGAGAAAAUCCUGGUUUUUACCCCAUCUCGAAGAGUUCAGGGCAGGAGAGUGGUGUGCUACGAUGAUCGCUUCAUAGUGAAGCUGGCUUACGAUUCUGAUGGAAUUAUUGUGUCAAAUGACAACUACAGGGACUUGCAAAACGAAAAGCCAGAGUGGAAAAAAUUUAUAGAAGAGCGCCUCUUGAUGUAUUCAUUUGUCAAUGACAAGUUUAUGCCACCUGAUGAUCCAUUGGGAAGACAUGGGCCAAGCUUAGAAAAUUUCCUCCGCAAGAAGCCUGUUGUUCCAGAGCACAAAAAGCAACCUUGCCCCUAUGGGAAAAAGUGCACAUAUGGACAUAAGUGCAAAUACUAUCAUCCAGAGCGAGUGAACCAACCACAGCGGUCCGUGGCUGACGAGCUCCGGGCAUUUGCUAAAUUAUCUGCAGUAAAAACAAUGAGCGAAGGGGCUUUAGCUAAAUGUGGUACAGGUCCAGCAGCCGUUAAGGGGGACAUUAGCUCCGAAGCCAAACGCGUGGCACCCAAACGCCAGUCCGAUCCCAGCAUCCGCUCAGUGGCCUGUGAACCUCCGGAGGCGCUCUCUGUUGCUCGGAAGUCUGAGACAAAUUCCGUGCCUUCCCUGGUGUCUGCCCUCAGCGUGCCCACCAUGCAGCCUGCCAAGAGCCAUGCAGCCGGGGCCUUGAACACACGAUCAGCCAGCAGCCCCAUUCCAGGCUCUCUGCAGUUUGCACACAACUCUCUAGAGCACAUGUCUAGUGUACAGUACCCUCCGAUAUUAGUUACCAACAGUCACGGCGCCUCUGUAACAUACAGUGAUCAGUUCCCAAAGUAUGACUCUGUUAGUGAUCAUGGAUACUAUUCACUCCACAGCGAUUUCUCCAACAUGAGCAUGAGCAGCAUGCACAACGUUGACAGUUUCUGUAGCAUGGAGCACGAGCACGUGUAUCAGAGAAAUCCCAGCCACUGCCCCGAGUCUUGCCUCAGCCACUCAAACAGUGACUCGUUUUCCUCCUACGGGGACCUGUACCCAAGCUCUGUGGACAGCAGCUUGGAAGAGAGCAUCAAGGGGCAACAGCAGGCUCCUGCGCAGGCUAGAAUGCAGGCCUUCUCCCAUGGGUUUCGUCACGAAGCACUGACCAGAGUUCAGAGUUAUGGCCAAGAAGAGCCUAAGCAAGGUCCCCGCAAGCAGUCUGGGGCACACCUAGCACCUCACAUCCAGCAUGCUGUGGUGGGAGCCCGCUCUAGCUGUCCUGGAGACUACCCACUCACUCAAAACAUCCUCCCACCUUUGUCCUCGCAGCCAACACGGUCUCUAGGUAUGACACGUAUGGACAGCAUAUCAGACUCUAGGCUGUACGACAGCAAUCCAAAUAGACAGAGACGACCGCCGCUGUGCCGCGAGCAGCACGCGAGCUGGGACCCGUUGCCUUGUGGCAACGAGUCCUACGGAUAUCACUCGUAUCCACUCAGUAACAGCCUGAUGCCAUGUUGCGAGCGGGUGAUGGUCCGUAGCAUGCCAGACAAAAUGGAACAAAUUUGGAACUUGCCGUGGGAGAACCCAUCUGCAGCCGAGCACCAAGAGCGCGGACUUCAUUGAAUCCUCCACAAGGACUCAUCCAUAUUUAUACAUGAGGAAGCUUUUCUGAAGAUGCUGUUCAGGCCCUGUGAACGUGUUAUGAAAGACAUCUGAAGUGUUUCGACUGCAGUGAAACUAUAAAUAAUCCUGCUUUGCUAUGCCUGUGCUGUACAUAGUUCUUGUGAUAAUAUAUAUAUGUAUAUAUAUAUAUAUUUUUGUGCAUUUAUUUUCCAAUUAAGUAAGAGGGAGGUAGGUAUAUACCUCACAGCAUGAACUAUGACAUUAUGGCCUUAUAUCUGAAUGACCUCACGCUUUCGUCGUUGUCUGAUUGAUUCAAGUGGAUGUUGUCAUUAAAGCCUCCUGACUUUCAAAUACAAAGCACUAUCACAAUAUCUAAAGAGGUAUAUUUUCUCAAAAAAAGCUACUAUUUUGGUAGGAUUUGACUGUGCACAAAGCAAGCCAAAAAGAGAUUUGACUUGUAGACGUGCACAUAUUUAUAUACAUAUUAUCUCACAAAAGCCAUUAUUUUAAAGUUAUUUAUGAGCUGCUAAGAAAUGCCAAAAAAGAGACUUCUAUAGUGUUAAUAAUUAGCACAUUUACACAUUGUUUCUUAGGGUCAAUUGGAUUAUAGUAUGAAAAAAUAGGUUGGUAUUUAGGAUUUCAAAGUUACUUUCCUGACCUUAAUAGAUGCAGCAUCCAGGAUUUGACUAUUUAUGUAUUUUUUUUUUAUGUAUUUUUGCCUGUUCCUACAAGCACUUCAGAUUUAGUGUUGGUUUUUUUUCCACUGGACACUUGUGGCAACAAAUACAGGAGAUAGCUGGUGGGAGAUUGUUUCUCUUGUGAAGACUGGGGUCAAAAAGCAUGCAGUGGAAAGUGACGCAUUUCGCAGUGAAAAACUGAUUUGUAUCCACAGUUUUAAAGGGAGAGUGGAAAGUUUUCUCCAAGCAAUCACUCCCACUUUAACAAUACAGGCUCCUAAGGAUCUGCUCAUGACUUGCCACUUUAUCCUUUCUUGAUAUAUUAUGAUUUACCUUAUACAAGCAGAAGGUAUCUAGUUUCAGUAGAUAUCAUAUUCAGGAGGAAACAAUUUGUGUAUAUAUAUAUGAUUCGUGGAUCCUCACCCAACCUUGGUGUAUACAAUAACACAUUUCACUUGCAUACAUGCUGCCAGUAUAGAAGUAAUAGGGAAGGGUUUGGCUGUCUGUGCUUUGCAGCAUAUUGCUCUCAGGAUGCUUUCAGAUUUCCAAUUUAAAGUCUCUUUAUGCUAGAAACCAUUGCUGACUGGCCACAGUGUGUUCUGAUCUAGCAUUGAUUUAUUUUGUGAAAAUCCUACAUCUAAUAUGUAGUUCCUAAAAGUUAGCUAGAUACAGUCGAAAUAUAACAAAGGCAUUGCCAAACGUUGUACUUUUGUAUAUAUUCUCUUUAUGCACCUUAAGAUCUUGAACAUUGAGCUAUCGGGUUAAACUUUUAUGCUGUGCAACUUCAGUGUGAUUAUUUAGUUGUUUAUGUGGAGUACAGUGACACGGGUAAGGCCAGAAAUCUCGAUCGGACCUUUACCAUCAGUUUCAUUACGACCAUCGUGCUCUCAGGAGAUUCCAAUCCCCAUAUUUUAAUGAUCAUUGCCUCCUCUGUACUGCCACCUCUAGGACAAGGCGCUGCAUAAAACCGGCAGCUACAGAAAACAGUGAAGUUGCACCAUGAAGGCCAAACCUCAUAGCAGCACAUCACAUUGGCUGAUUUUAAAGGGAAAUACCACUUAUUUUGUGGAUUCAAGAAUGUUACAUUUGGAAUUAUAUUUAGCUUGCUAUCUCAUAUGGUUGCAAUGAUCUUUAAUAUGAGACAGAUUGGGCAAAAUAGAUUCUUAAAAUCCCCAUCUAGUAAACAAAGCAGCAUCAGACUGUGGUGGUAUUACUCUUUAACAGAGCUAACUGUGUGAGCCCCACGGUGGUGCUUUAAAAUAUGUAUUUGUUUUUUAAUGUUUUGGGUACAACCGUGGUAUAUGAGCAGACAUAAAGAGAAAAAAACAGUUGAAUGUGUUCUGCCCAAACUAGGUUUUGGGGCUUUGCUGACUUUGUUUUUUCAUGAAAAAAGACGAGGCCACUUUAGGCCGUCUGUCUGUUCAUGAGAAGGUGAAACAAACUGCCUAAAUGUUUCUUCAUGUGAAACAAUCAGAUUGCAAGGCUGCUGUCAAGGUUGUUUCUGGCAUUUGGCUAAAAGUUUGCGUGCCAUCCUUUUCCUUGGAGAUUACAGGAUUAUUUCCAAAAAAAUAUCCGAGUGAAAACCGAAUCUGAAACCCAGCUUAUUUAAAUUUAACUAGAAACAAAUUUUCAUAAUGUCUAAUCUGAACAGUGUAUUGCCCAGAUGAACUUGGAGUACUUACCAGACAUGUGGAGGUAGACAUUAUUAACACUAACAAAGGCAAGAAAAUUGUUCUGAACUGUAAACUGUCUUGGUUUUGUUGAUUAUUUAUUGAAAUAAUUGGUUGUGUAAAAUAAGCAGCUUGCUUUUAAAAGUGACUUGUCUCUUGAACCUAAAAAAUGUCAGCAGUCAGCAAUGUAGCUUUAGUUGUGUAUAUUAUGCAAUUCACACAAGGGUCAAAUUCUGAUUAAAAAUGUUCGUCUUCAGGUGGCCGUUUCUUCACAAGGUCAAAUAUUGUGUGAUUUUUCUCCACCUAUUUUGCUUCCAAGCUUGUCAGAUGUUUGGAUGUUAAAGCUUUAAAACUUGUUUUGGUUUUUUUUAACCAGCAAAAUAAGAGAUUGGCAGAAAAUCUGGUCAUUUUACCUUUCAUCUGCAAUCGACAGUUCAGAUAAUAAUUAUGGAAUACUUUGAUGCAUAAAUGGAGAUAAUGAAGGUAAUUCCUUCAUUUUCUGAUUGAUUCAAAUUACUAACGACAAAGAACCUGCUGUACUACUUUUUCCUUCGCAUGUUCUGGUACUAGUAACAUCGAACAGGAAACACCUGAUCUGUGGAUUUCUAGAUAUUAAAAGCAAUUAAAAUAAGUCCAGAUUUGACAAGUCUAAGAAUUGUUUGUAAAUGGAGCUGACCUUAGUUGAUUCAUAUGCCAAAAAGCUGUCUAAUAGCCCUUUACCACGCUCUUGAUCUUCAUUGUGUUGUUUCAGUAUUUGUGAAACAUACAGAUAUUAAAAGCUCACUGGGUGAAUGUCUUUGAUUUUAGACUGCUAUAAAAACUACUGGACCAAUCUGGAAAUUUGAGUCAAUAAAAUACAGCUUUUGAAAUGGAAAAAGACAGAUUUCAGAAAUGCACGAUUUUGUCUGGGCAAUGGACUGCUCCCACAAGAGGAAUUAACCUCUCGCUGUCACUGAAAGACUUCCAAUGCCCCAUCACAGAGAUUUGAACUCUAAAGCACAAUUGGUGAUGUGUCGUCCCUUUCUCUCUGGUUUUUAUGUGCCGCAAACAACUAAGCCACAAAUGUCUAGAACUGACUUUUGCUUGUUGAUACAAAUUGUAUCUAUACCUUGAAUGUAAUAAAAUAUGAAAUGUAUAAUAUGAAUAUAAUUUUAUCUAAAUGAAUGGAAAAGGGGGGCUGGUAAUAAUGCCAUAAUGUUUGUGACACUGUGUGUCACUGGGAGUAGCCCACUGGUAUGUACUAAUUCUUACUGGGUACAGUAGUUACUUAGCAGGGACAUUUAUGUGCCACUUAAAAGUGCACAGAUACCCUGUGUACAGCAGUAAGCAUCAUCUCCUCUCUGUAGAUAGUUACACACGUGUGUGUAUAUAGAGAAAUGUAACACCUGAGUUCUUCAUAUACUUCAGAUAAUUUGUGCGUUGCAACCACGUGCACCUUGAUUAAGUGCAUCUACUAAGUGAACAUUUUAAUGGGAAUUUCAAUAUUUUUGGAUAUAUUUCACCUAAUGAAACAUGCCAAAUAUACUCUGGGUUGGCUUUGUCAAACAGUUUCAAGUGAUGUUAGCACAUCGGUUGUUUUGGAAAGACUUGUGUGUCCACACAGGAGGAAAAGACAAACACUAAUUGGAUUCUAGACUGGUGGUUUAAGGACUUAUCCAGAACCUUCCAGGUCUGGAAUUUGUGUUUGAUGCUUUUUGCCCUGAUGCUUCUAAGAUGGUGUUUUAUUGAAAUGUUUGACAGUUGAUUUAAGGAGCAACCCUUAAUGUUCACAAAGCGCAGGUGUGUUGAAUUGUAAUUUGUUUGACUAUUUAAUUAUUCACAGUGUAAUUUAGUAAUUUCUGUAUCUGAGGCCAGUUGGCAUUGAGUCCUUACUGGUUUUAUUAAGGUUGUUAUGGAUGAAAUUGUCAGUUUUGUUUAGUUCGGAUUGAGCUGUUGAGGGAACAGAUCGAAACCAAAGUGAUUUCUGAUGUGAAAACAUAUGUUGAAAACUGGCUUAAAAGUGUUGCGCGGUUUUGCACAACCGUAUGGAGUGAAUGGUGUACAAAAUGCCACGGCAAGGCAUACACACGUUUUAGCACGACUGUACAUAUACAGAAUUCAGUGUAAUACUCAGGUUUAGUCACACAAACAUUAUAAAUCACAAACUUUGUUUUCUGAUGUGGAGAAAUGAAGUGGUCACCUAAGUGUAGGUCUCUUGUUUGAGUAGGCAAUGUGUCUACGAUGUAAAAAAAAAAAAAAAAAAAGGGAAAUGUACAGCAAGAUUUUGUGUUGUGAUGAUCAGCAGUAUUGUAAUCCACACUGACUGGAAAAAGCAUUGAUUUUAUAGAUCAAAAUGAACAAAAAUACUAGAGUAUUUGAGUCUGUGGACUCAAACAAAAUGUAAGUCUUAAUGACAAACUGUGUUUCUGGAUAAAUAAAGCAAACCUCUGUUCAA